Molecule: messenger RNA, 1608 nt
Organism: Dovyalis caffra
Lineage: Eukaryota; Viridiplantae; Streptophyta; Magnoliopsida; Malpighiales; Salicaceae
Source: the annotation of a GenBank genome assembly
AUGUUACCAUGUGUUUGCUCCCUAAUUCCAUCAUCACCUUCCAUAUCCAAGUUCAUCUCAGACCAACCUUACCUCUCCAUGCUGGACAAAAAUUGCACUUCCAUGAAAGACCUUCAAAAAAUCCAUGCGCAACUCAUAAAAACUGGCCUAGCAAAAGACCCUAUUGCUGCUAGCCGUCUUUUGGCCUUUUGUGCCUCUCCUGCAGGUGACAUCAACUAUGCUUGCUUAGUCUUUAACCAAAUACAAAAUCCAAACCUUUUUGUAUGGAACACUAUUAUCAGAGGCUUUUCUCAAAGCUCAACUCCACAAAAUGCAAUCUCCUUAUUCAUUGAAAUGCUGUUCACUUCACCAAGUACUCAACCUCAAAGGCUGACUUAUCCUUCAGUAUUUAAGGCUUAUGCUCAACUUGGUCUGGCCCAUGAUGGAGCUCAGCUUCAUGGCAGAGUGAUAAAAUUGGGACUUGAGAAUGAUCAGUUUAUACAAAACACAAUCUUGAAUAUGUAUGUAAAUUGUGGGUUUUUGAGUGAAGCACAGAGAAUAUUUGAUGGAGCUAUGGGAUUUGAUGUUGUGACGUGGAAUACUAUGAUUAUAGGACUUGCUAAAUGCGGAGAGAUUGAUAAGUCUAGGAGGUUGUUUGAUAAGAUGUUGUUGAGGAAUACAGUGUCAUGGAAUUCUAUGAUUAGUGGAUAUGUGAGGAAAGGUAGGUUCUUUGAGGCAAUGGAGCUUUUUAGCAGAAUGCAAGAGGAGAGGAUUAAGCCUAGUGAGUUUACAAUGGUGAGUUUGUUAAAUACCUGUGCUUGCUUAGGAGCACUUAGACAGGGAGAAUGGAUUCAUGACUAUAUUGUACAGAACAAUUUCGAAUUAAACGUUAUUGUUGUUACAGCGAUUAUAGACAUGUACUCCAAGUGUGGAAGCAUUGAUAAGGCUCUUCAAGUGUUCAAGAGUGCCCCGAAGAAAGGAUUGUCAUGUUGGAACUCCCUAAUUUUAGGCCUAGCUAUGAAUGGCCGUGAGAAUGAAGCAGUCCGAUUAUUUUCAAUGCUCGAAUCUUCAAAUUUCAGACCAGAUUAUGUUAGUUUUUUAGGUGUCUUGACGUCUUGUAAUCACGGUGGUAUGGUGGACAGAGCAAAGGACUAUUUCUUGUUAAUGACAGAAACAUACAAAAUCGAACCAUCGAUAAAGCAUUAUAGCUGUAUGGUUGAUGUUCUAGGCCGAGCAGGACUCCUAGAAGAGGCAGAAGGGCUAAUAAGAAGCAUGCCUGUAAAUCCAGAUGCCGUCAUAUGGGGGUCUUUACUCUCUUCUUGCAUGAAGUAUGGAAACAUUGAGAUGGCAAAACGAGCAGCGAAGCACGCGAAUGAGUUGGAUCCCAAUGACAGCUCAAGUUUUGUACUUCUGUCAAACGUUUAUGCUGGCUAUAGUCAUUUUGAAGAAGCAAUGGAGCAAAGGCUUUCUUUGAAAGAAAAGCAGAUAUACAAAGAACCUGGAUGUAGUUUGAUUGAAGUGAAUGGCGAAGUUCACGAAUUUGUUGCUGGGGGAAGGCUGCACCCAAGAUACAAAGAAAUCUACCAUGCAUUGGAUGAUUUGGGAUUGGUAUUGAAGGAGAUGGGAUAG